Molecule: messenger RNA, 259 nt
Organism: Geodia barretti
Lineage: Eukaryota; Metazoa; Porifera; Demospongiae; Tetractinellida; Geodiidae
Source: the annotation of a GenBank genome assembly
GUGUGAGGCACAUAAACAUGUUUGUAAGAGACAGUUGCGGUUUUAUCAGCACAAACAGCAGCAGUUUGUUUGGCAAACUAUGUAACCACAGGGUGAAACAAAAUGUUGACCUGGGUCCUCUGUACAAUCCAGAGUAGAGAGAGGGUGAGGGUCCCAUACUCCAGUAGCUACUAGUACACUGAGUAGUGUACACAUCAGUGGGACCAUCUCUACACUGAUAGGUAGCAGUACUACCCACUGCAGUGGAGCUCAUGUUGAC